Molecule: messenger RNA, 1186 nt
Organism: Phyllotreta striolata
Lineage: Eukaryota; Metazoa; Arthropoda; Insecta; Coleoptera; Chrysomelidae
Source: the annotation of a GenBank genome assembly
GGAAAAUUGGAAUUGAUAAAAAGUUAAAUUCGACGAACUGACCUCGAAAUGUGGAAGUGCAGUGAAUAAAUAAUAUAGUGAAUCGACAUCGGAGAGAAAGAUAUGGAGAGAUGCAACGCUAUUUUAUUACUCCUUUAUUUCGCAAGUUAUAGUGGAGCUUUACGUUUGACGAGCAUGUCGGCACCUAAUAUAGCCGAUGUGCGAGACAAAAUGGAGCUGGAUUGUCAUUUUGACAUGGGCAAUGAGGAAUUAUACGCCGUGAAAUGGUACAAGGAUGACCAGGAGUUCUUCAGGUAUAUGCCCAAAGGGCAGCAGCAAAUGAUGUCGUUUCCGGUACCCGGAGUCAAGUUAGAGACACACGGAGGUGACUGUAAUCAACGAAGGUGCAAGAUCAACUUGACUGAUUUGACGAGAAUGCACAGUGGCGGCGCGUACAGGUGCGAAAUUUCAAGCGAAGCACCCGCUUUUAGAUUGGCUUCGGAAACCCAUAACGUUACCGUAGCAGCUUUAGCAAAAGAUCCUCCAAAAAUCGAUGGACUCGCAGAAACUUAUAUGGAAGGAGAUACUUUUAACGUCAAAUGCACCUCGAAUUACGCCGAUCCCGAACCGAUAUUGACAUGGAAAAUCAACGGAUUAGAUCCUCCGCCGGACGCCAUAUCGCACAUUUCGAGCUCUGAGCCUGAUCAUAUGGGCCUGAUCGCUCAAACUCUAACAUUGCGUUUCACCAUGAAUGAAAGAUCGCUCCAAGGGAGAGAAAUAGAGGUAAGAUGCGAGUCCAUCCAGCCGGGCCUGCCGGAAUCCAAGAGGACCAGCUCAAAGAAGGUACCAAUUAGAACACCAGGCGAUCAGCAGGAGGUCAAAAAACAAAAAUGGUACGCUUCUGGAUUCGCAUCCAAAUUCGGACCGUCUAUCCAGAUCCAUAUAGCGUGGUUAUUACUGUGGGUUCUGGUGAUGAAAUGGAUAUAAAUUAACGUAAGAAGUGUAUUAUAAUGGUUUGUGUUAGAGACUGACGAUAAUGAUGUUGAUGAUGUGAAUAGUUGAAAGAGAAAGAUACAUCAUAAAUUUUUAAAUUAAGGUUACUGUUAAAUUAAGUAGAUAAUUUUAGGUUAUAACAUUAAUAAUAUGGAUAACAUUAAUAUUUCCACUAAAUUUGCAUUUUGAAAAUGUAAAUAAAACCAAACAUUAA